AUGGCUUCAAAGAAGAAGAUCACCGGCAAGAAGGGAGAUGAAGAUGAAGCUCAGAAUAAAGAACUUCUCGAAGUAGCUAAAUUCCUCCGUUUCAACUUGCAAACCAGUUCGACUUUAAUGGAAGGAAAUGAAGUUUAUUAUUUCAGUGGAAAUAAAGCUGUUGACUUUUUAUUGGACUCCAAGUAUGGAAAUAAAGCAAAGAGCAAUCCUCUUUUCACCACCAGAAAUCAAGUGGUGAAUUACUUGGGAAGAUUCAUUGAAAAUCAACUCUUCUUCCGAGCAAAGAAGCUAGUUCCAAAGAAGAAGGAUGACAAAAAGCUUAAAGAUGCUGAAAGAAUUAAACGAUCAGAGGAAACUGCUACUGAGACUGAAAACGAGGAAAAGAAGGUUGAAGAAUUCGACGAGGGAAAAGAGUCAAAGGAAACUAAGAAGGCUGAUGAAGAUAAGAAGAAGAAGAAGAAAGUCAAAUUAGAACCACAUCCAUUGCAAGUAAGUUCUUCAGUUUUCAAACAGUUUUCAUCGUUUUCUUUUUUUCCGGCAUUUGUUGAUGAUAAAGAUGUCUUCGUUUGGAUCUUCGAUCCCACUCCAUUUUAUAAAUAUGUCAUUGGACUUCUUAUUGUUCUGGGAACUAUCGCUGGAUGUCUCUUCCCUCUAUGGCCAAUGUGGCUAAGACAAGGUGUAUACUACCUUUCCUUAGUUGGUAUUUUCUUGUUCGGAGCAAUUGUUGCUUUGGCAGUUUUUAGAACAAUUCUGUUCGGCUUGAUUUGGCUUGUUACACUAGGACAACAUAAACUCUGGGUGUUCCCCAACUUAACUGAGGAUUGUGGUUUCUUCGAAUCUUUCAAGCCGUUCUAUACUUAUGAGUACUGUCCAAGAACUACGGUUGAGACACAUAAAACGGAAGAGGCUAAGAAGACGGAGUAA
Auanema sp. JU1783 is the source of this 924-nucleotide messenger RNA. NCBI's taxonomy places the organism in Eukaryota, Metazoa, Nematoda, Chromadorea, Rhabditida, Rhabditidae. The record is from the annotation of a GenBank genome assembly.